Molecule: messenger RNA, 732 nt
Organism: Penicillium brasilianum
Lineage: Eukaryota; Fungi; Ascomycota; Eurotiomycetes; Eurotiales; Aspergillaceae
Source: the annotation of a GenBank genome assembly
CCACAGCGCCCAGCCAUGGCGACCUCCAAAUCCAAGGCCCCGGUAACAACAGAAACCAACCCACGCGGAAUUCCCGUGGCACCCUUCAUCGACAAUGUGAGCGACUAUGUCUCCUCGCGCGAUGAGGUCGAGCCCACCCUCCGCUCCUUCCAGGAGAUGAUUUCCAAGUACCAGUUCAUGGAGGUCAACACCCAGCGGCGCGGGCAGGGACUGCGCGAGAAGAUCCCCGAUAUCAAGAAGACAUUGGAGAUGGUGCGGUUUUUGAAGUUGCGCAAGGAGGCCAACCCAGAUACCGACCUCGAGACCAACUUCGAACUCAACGAUACCCUCUACGCUCGUGCUUCAGUCUCCCCCGCCGAAAUGGAGGAGGUAUACCUCUGGCUCGGCGCGAAUGUCAUGCUCGCCUACCCGCUGAAUGAGGCGGAGAAGAUGCUGUCGGAGAAAUUGACGGCGGCGGAGUCUAGUCUGGCCCACUGCGAGGAGGACCUGGAGUUCUUACGUGAGCAGAUUACGACUUUGGAGGUUGCGACGGCGCGGGUGUAUAACUGGGAUGUGGUGCAACGGCGCAAAGAGAAGGCUGACGGGAAGGGAGAUGACACGAAAUAGAGAAUUGGAGUACUGGGUUGACGGGAUGAAGUGUUGAUUUACUGGAUACCUAAAAUGAUACGACUUUUGAUAUAGUAAUUUAGUACCAGAAGUGUUAGAUCAAAUGGACUUGAAUGAUGUCAAGAC